Clonostachys byssicola is the source of this 380-nucleotide messenger RNA. The record is from the annotation of a GenBank genome assembly. Lineage: Eukaryota; Fungi; Ascomycota; Sordariomycetes; Hypocreales; Bionectriaceae.
AUGCGUCUCACAAACGCAUUCGCCAUCGCCCUGGCAUUCGCUGGGGCGUCCGUGGCGCUGACUCCCGAUGAGCAGCAGAAGCAGGCCUUCGCUGAACAGGAGAAGCAGCUCGCGAACCAGCAGAAAGCCAUGUUCGCGGAGCAGAAGCACGCCAUGGCCGAACAGGCGAAGCAGUUCACAAACCAGAACAAAGCCUUCCAGGAGCAUCAGCAGCACGUCGAGCAUGACCUGGGCAUCACCCCCCAGAAGUCAAAGAGCAGCCAGUCGCCCAAGAACUCCCCGGCCGACAGGAAGAAGUCAUCCCACAAGGAAGGCGGCCUUUCCAGCAAGCACCGGACUUCCAAAACUGGUGGUGGGAACAACAGACAUUCCCAGGGUAA